AUGAGUACGGAUGUCGCGGAGCAGAAUAUCCAGAUGUGGAAGGUCAAGAAACUCAUCAAGAGUCUUGACUCCGCCAGAGGAGCUGGUACCUCUAUGAUCAGCCUUAUCAUACCCCCUAAGGAUCAAAUUUCCAGGGCGUCAGCUAUGUUGACGCAGGAAUACGGAACGGCUUCUAACAUCAAAUCUCGAGUCAAUCGUCUCUCCGUUCUUGCUGCCAUUACCAGUACUCAGCAGCGUCUCAAGUUGUACAACCGAGUUCCCCCUAACGGUCUUGUACUCUUCGUUGGCACUAUCUUGACAGACGAAGGCAAGGAGAAAAAAGUAUCUUUCGACUUCGAACCCCACAAACCAAUCAAUACAUCUCUCUACCUUUGUGACAACAAAUUUCAUACCGAGGCAUUGUCUGAACUAUUAGAAUCGGACUCCCGCUUCGGCUUCAUUGUCAUGGAUGGUAAUGGCACUCUCUUCGGUGUCCUUGCUGGUAAUACCCGCGAGAUCAUUCACAAGUUCACCGUUGAUUUACCCAAGAAACACGGUCGUGGUGGACAGUCUGCUCUACGUUUCUCGCGUCUUCGUGACGAAAAGCGACACAACUAUGUGCGCAAAGUUGCAGAACACGCAGUUCAACAUUUUAUUACCAACGACAAAGUCAACGUUACAGGUCUUGUUCUUGCCGGUAGCGCCGACUUUAAGACCGAACUCAGCCAGAGUGAUAUGUUCGAUCAGAGGCUCGCCGCCAAAGUUAUCAAAGUUGUUGAUGUCAGCUACGGAGGCGAAAAUGGCUUCAAUCAGGCAAUCGAACUGGCUGCUGAAUCUCUUGCCAAUGUCAAGUUUGUCCAAGAGAAGAAGCUAAUCCAGAAAUACUUCGAUGAAAUCAGUCAAGAUACAGGCAGAUAUUGUUUCGGCAUUGAUGAUACCCUCAAAGCAUUGGAACUGGGUGCCGUUGAAACUCUAAUUGUCUGGGAAAACCUGGAUAUCACUCGCUAUGUGCUUCGCAAUGCUGCUGGAGAGGAAAUCAUUAUCCAUGCUAACAAGGAUCAAGAAAAGGACCGUGAAAAGUUUAUCGAUAAAUCCACAGGCCUCGAAAUGGAACAAGCCACGGAACCCCAGUCCCUGCUCGAAUGGUUCGCAGAAAAGUACAAAGAGUUUGGCGCCAAUCUUGAGUUCGUUACCAAUCGUUCCCAGGAGGGUGCUCAGUUCGUCAAAGGUUUCGGUGGUAUUGGCGGUCUCCUCCGGUAUAAGGUCGACUUCAACAACCUUACUUCGAUCGACGAAGAGGACGACGACGAGUUCUACUCUGAUGACGACGGUGGUAUCUGA
Psilocybe cubensis is the source of this 1320-nucleotide messenger RNA. RefSeq lists its product as uncharacterized. NCBI's taxonomy places the organism in Eukaryota, Fungi, Basidiomycota, Agaricomycetes, Agaricales, Agrocybaceae. The record is from RefSeq and is a predicted model, not a curated record. The transcript is spliced from 6 exons. Gene Ontology annotation, biological process: cytoplasmic translational termination. Gene Ontology annotation, molecular function: translation release factor activity, codon specific; sequence-specific mRNA binding. The coding region runs from base 1 to 1320 and encodes 439 amino acids. Gene Ontology annotation, cellular component: cytosol; translation release factor complex.